Molecule: messenger RNA, 1356 nt
Organism: Aspergillus fijiensis CBS 313.89
Lineage: Eukaryota; Fungi; Ascomycota; Eurotiomycetes; Eurotiales; Aspergillaceae
Product: putative proline-rich, actin-associated protein Vrp1
Exons: 2
Coding region: 1-1356 (451 amino acids)
Molecular function (GO): actin binding
Source: RefSeq, a predicted model, not a curated record
AUGCCUCCCCCUCCGCCUCCUCCGCCGCCGCCGCCCCCCGGAGGGAUGGGAGGCCCUCCUCCCCCACCUCCACCAGGAAACUUACCAAAUAGACCCUCGGGCUCAGAAGCGAAGGGCAGGAGCGCUCUCCUUUCCGAUAUUCACAAAGGUGCAAGAUUGAAGAAGGCCGUCACCAAUGAUAGAUCAGCUCCUCAGCUUGCCGGUGGGGGAGUGAAGUCUUCAGGCCCUUCGGUGCCCGGUGCACCACCCAUCCCAGGCAUGGCGAAGCCUCCAGCUGGACUUGCACCUCCAGUCCCGACGGCACAGGCCGCCAACCGGCUACGGAGCAACAGCGAUACAGGCUCAGGGGCGGACGCAGCGGCGGCAGCUCCAGCAGCUCCUCAGCUAGCUGGACUCUUUGCAGGAGGAAUGCCUAAGCUACGCAGUCGAGGGGGUGUCGAUACCGGCGCUACUCGGGAAUCCCCAUACAUGUCGGACUCGGAAAACUCCAGGGGAGCUCCCCCGCCGCCCGUUGCGUCGGCUCCAAGACCACCAGGAGCCCGCCCUCCUCCACCUCCACCUGCAACAGACUCCCCACCAGCUCCUCCAGUCAACCCAUUGGUCGCGAAUCUUCGAAAGCCGCCCCCUAGGCCUGCAUCUCGUCCAUCAUCGACAGCGUCAACUGCAUCGAUCAAGUCCGCCCCUGACGCGCCUCCCCGCGCACCUCCACCAUUGCCUGGUACCGCUAAGCAUGCUCCUCCUCCUCCGAUCACAUCACGAAAACCAUCGACUACCGCUCCACCCCCGCCUCCGCCUCCUUCAGCUAGUCCUGCUGCGCCGCCUCCACCACCCCCGCCAGCAGCGUCAGCCCCGCGCCCACCUCCAGCGCCGGCACGGUCAACCCCUCCACCACCGCCUCCACCGGCAAAUGGCACUUCGGCUGCUUCCGCGGCUGUACAAGCAGCCAGAAAUGUGCUCGCUCACAUGCAGCAUACUCCUUCCACCCCACCUCCACCUCCACCCGCUGCCUCGGCUCCUUCCGCACCUCCACCGCCGCCUCCUUCAUCUGCUCCUCCGACGAUGCCCCCUGCAGCAGCACCUCCACGACCAAGCUCAUAUGAGUCACUAGCCAGUCCACCCCCGGAUCGUUCCACUCUUGAUCCGAGCGCUUAUACCCUCAGCAACGGCGGGCCGUCAGCGGGAUCUAGCCCUCGGAGUCCGGGCAUGCACGGCGUGACUCGGAUUGAUGAUCAUAGGUUCAAAUUCCAGAGCGAAGGACUGCUGCCCAAACCUCGACCGUUCGUCGGUGGUGCGCGGCGGUAUCGGGCUGGGCGAGGGAGCAGUGUGCCCUUGGACCUCAGCGCAUUGAGCGGCUGA